Messenger RNA from Diospyros lotus (date-plum), 3056 nucleotides. RefSeq names its product purple acid phosphatase 23. The record is from RefSeq and is a predicted model, not a curated record. Gene Ontology annotation, molecular function: acid phosphatase activity; metal ion binding. The transcript has 8 exons. The coding region runs from base 34 to 1914 and encodes 626 amino acids. NCBI's taxonomy places the organism in Eukaryota, Viridiplantae, Streptophyta, Magnoliopsida, Ericales, Ebenaceae.
UUGCCGCUAAUUGUUCCAUUUGCAACUCCUCCGAUGGGAACAUCCAAACUUCCGUUUCUGCUCGAUUGCUUCUCUUUUAAGCUACCAAAAAGCCCCAUCUUUGUCAAUCUCAUACAAACUUUGAUCGCAAUGGAACUCUGUAAACUAUGUAGAGCUUCAAUCGUUUUGCUGGUCACAGCCAACUUGAUCUUCACUGCACAAAGUAUACCCACUACUUUGGAAGGCCCAUUCGAGCCUGUGACUCGCCGUUUCGAUCCAUCACUGCGCCGAGGCAGCGAUGACUUGCCCAUGGAUCAUCCAAGGUUGAAAAGGAACGUCACCUCGAUGUUUCCUGAGCAGAUUGCUCUCGCACUAUCCUCGCCUACAGCAAUGUGGGUUUCCUGGGUUACCGGAGAUGCUCAGAUUGGUCUUAAUGUGACUGCCCUUGAUCCGUCAACCGUUGCCAGUGAGGUCUGGUAUGGGAAGCAAAGGGGGAAGUAUUCCCUGAAGAAAACCGGGGUUUCGACUGUUUAUAGUCAGUUGUACCCAUUUGAGGGCCUUCGGAAUUACACCUCUGGCAUCAUUCAUCAUGUGAGGAUUGAUGGUCUUGAACCUGGAACUAAAUAUUUCUACAAAUGUGGUGAUAGUUCUAUUCCAGCUAUGAGUGAAGAGCAAGCCUUUGAAACUUUACCAUUGACCGGACCCAAUAGGUACCCUCGUCGAAUUGCAGUUGUUGGAGAUUUGGGUCUCACAAGCAAUUCAACUUCUACCAUCGAUCAUCUGAUAGAAAAUGAUCCUUCAAUGAUUUUAAUGGUUGGAGACUUGACUUAUGCAAAUCAAUACCGGACAACUGGUGGAAAAGGAGCUACAUGCUUUUCAUGUGAGUUCCCAAAUGCACCCAUUAGGGAGAGCUAUCAACCCCGUUGGGAUGGCUGGGGAAGAUUCAUGGAACCCCUCACAUCAAGGGUUCCUAUGAUGGUCAUUGAAGGCAAUCAUGAAAUUGAGCCUCAAGCUGCUGGAGUCACUUUCAAAUCAUAUCUGACAAGAUUUGCUGUUCCUUCAGUGGAGUCUGGCUCUAACAGUAAUUUUUACUACUCUUUCGAUGCUGGAGGGGUGCAUUUCAUCAUGUUGGGGGCGUACGUUGACUAUAACACUACUGGUGCUCAGUAUGCUUGGCUAAAGGAACACCUACAAGAUAUAGAUCGCAAAGUCACCCCUUGGCUGGUAGCUGGAUGGCACUCCCCUUGGUAUAACAGCUAUUCAUCACACUAUCAGGAAUUUGAAUGCAUGAGGCAGGAAAUGGAAGCACUUCUAUAUCAAUAUGGUGUUGAUAUUGUCUUAUCAGGUCAUGUGCAUGCUUAUGAGCGGAUGAAUAGAGUCUACAAUUAUACACUUGAUCCAUGUGGGCCUGUUUACAUAACAGUUGGGGAUGGUGGAAACAUAGAACUAGUUGAUGUUGAUCAUGCAGAUGAUCCUGGGAAAUGUCCUUCAGCAAGGGACAAUAUACCAGAAUUUGGAGGGGUAUGCCAUUUGAAUUUUUCAUCUGGUCCUGCAAAAGGAAAUUUUUGCUGGGACAGACAACCAGAAUGGAGUGCAUACAGGGAGAGCAGUUUUGGACAUGGAAUACUCGAGGUUGUGAACUCUACAUAUGCAUUAUGGACUUGGCACAGAAAUCAAGAUAUCUAUAAAGAAAACAGUCAUGGGGAUCAAAUAUACAUUGUCCGGCAGCCUAAAUUGUGCUUUAUGGGCUCAAAAGAAACUAAAGUCUUGUCGUCAUCACAAAAUACGAAAACCACCGGUGGAUAUGGAGUCCCUUCUUCUGGUAGCUUUAUCUGCUACCUCUUGUUCUUCAUGCUUAUUUUGCUUUAUUUGUCCUGGACUAAGCUUCCAGGACAGAGAGCAAGAGUGAGAAAAAACAUGAGAGUGAAUGAAUAGCCAUUUCAGAUAAUCCCAGCAUGAUUCAAUAGUCAUUUCUUGGUCAUAUGAUGCCCAGUACUCGAGGUUAAUGGAUGGUGGGUCUCUAUAUGAAUUUGAAUUUCAACAUCAGAUACUGCUGUCUUCGUAUUAUAAUGUUUGGCAUCACUGUUGGGAACCUGAACAUUUAUCAUUGAUUGCGUAUACCACCUGUUUAGUGAGAAGAGUUCUAAAGCAUACUAUUAUGCAAACUAAUCAUGGAUUCAAAUUAUGCUAUAAUGUUUGGCAUCACUGUUUGGUAUAAGUUAAAUGAUUUUGUUCCAGUUUAUGAACUGGAUAUACUGAGCAUGCACAGGAGGAAACUGUAGGGGCCCUUGAUCAGUUUUUUGCUUCGAAGGCAUCCAUACAAAUAGAUGGGAGACAGAUGGGGACAAUUAUAGCUGGCAGAUUGUUUUGGAUGUUGUUUCAAGUUUUUAAUAUGGGGGCAUGAUUAUCAAUGCCAUAUUCAAGGAACUGCUGUUAGUAUCCACACAUAUCUGGAUAACCUGAUGAUAUUGUUCUUCUUGUAUGCAUUAUUACCUGUAGGGUUAAAUUUCUUUUCAAACUUCGUUUUCUCUUUGUUAUUUUCUUUUCUGCUUUCCCAAAAGGCGAUAUCAAUUUCUGCUGGUUCUACUUUGGGGGACCAACAAUUCAGUUCCAGUCACUCAGGGCAUUGAUUCUCUUCUUACUCUUAAAAGAAUGUUUAAUGCAUCUACCAUAGAGGCUGCUGGAAAGGGUGGAGAGUAAAUUUGCGGCAACAAAUUUUCUGGUUCUGAAAAUUUACACUUGUAUUACCACUGUCACGAUGCAGGAUGAUGAUGUCGCGCCAUCAUCGCCGCCAAUGGACUCUGCCGGUGGAUCCUGGAACCCCCAGUCUGGUGGCUUUAUGAUCUAUUAUUUCUUGCUUCUCAUCUUAAUUUCCCUCCAGUGUUUGUAAAUGAAAGCUCUUUCAUUGUUCUUCCUCCUCUUCAUGUCCUCUGGUGGUGUUGUGGCUUGCUAUAGCCCGUCUGUGGUUGCCAUUGUUUUGCUCAGAAUGUGCUAGUGCUGUACAUUAUAUUGACCACAGUUUUGACAUGUAAACUGUCGAGGGAAGUUACUCUCUACUACGUUUUCAUCUUCCUUUA